UUUGGGGUGAUCUCAACCUUCGCGAUAAAUUUAGAUAGACCUGGAUGCCACCACCGAGAAUAUCGGCCGCACAUGGAGCCACAGAACAGACAUGACGCAAAGGCCAUCCUGAAAAAAGAUUUAGCUAGCCUCCACAGCGAUAUCCAGUCGGCCACAAGCGUGAGCACUGUUAAGCGGGCUUUGGCAGAACCUUUGGCACUGUUUUUCGAUGCCCCAGAAGCUGUAGACUUUCUGACUAAUGGGGUUGGCACCUCACUGACCACCGUGUUGGCUGCAUCAAAAUACUUCAGCAACAUACCUAUAGAAGCAGUGGAUCUAUACCGAGACAUCUUUUUCCGUACCUGUAUUGCUCAGCACUUUGAGUUCCUGCUAAGAAAUGUUGCCGUGAGCUGGCUUCCUUGUUUUUCGGAACAGGAGAUAAAAACCCUAUUUGAAAGCUACUUCAUUCCUGAGGCGCUGGACUCCUCAGAGGGCACACAUCAUGUGCCCCCACCAUCUUUAGAUCUACUGGGUACCCUCCGCUUCCUCUCUGACGCCGCAGCUUGGACAGAGCACACGCACGUGGUAAAAGUCGCUGUAGACCUUUUGCAAAAGCUGUUAACAGCUUGUCGUGUCGAGGAGUUUUAUGUUGCGGAGAUGACAUUGCAGACUGGUGGCAUGGAAGCUGCUCGCAUCGAGCGAUGGCAGCAAUAUGUAGCCAUUAUCACGUUUCUGCCAGAUAAACUCGCCAAUAUCUUUGGCGUUCGUCCACCAGAAUUUUUUCGCACAGCAUCUUUCAUUCGCUUGAUCGCGGCUCAGAUCGGUUCGGCCGUGAGCUCCAUAGCUUCAAGGGAACCAGUUGAUGUGCCCGCCAUAUACCUCACCGAACUGAUCGAGAAAUUGGUGCGGUUAGGAUACGCAGAACACCUAAUGGAAUCUUGGAUGCCUUCCGUUAAAGAGAGCGUCUGUCAACCUGACGUAGCCCUUCUGUGGAAUGCGAUAUUCCAGAAACUGGGACGUUCCGAAUCCGAGCACAUGCUGUUGCAGCUGCUGGAGCGCUUGCGAAAACUUUUAUCUAUCGGGGUCGAUCUGACGACACACCGAGAAGCAAGCAAGUACAUGCUCACAUGGAUAGGAAGCCAAACGAUGGAGCGAAAUCCGCACAUCCGGGACUUGCUCAGUAGGAAGUUCCUUUAUGACUCGGUCUUGCACGUGGAUAUUUUACGAAUCUUGGUUCGAUGCAUGGCCGAGUUUCCCAGAUCAUCUGCUCUGUCGGUGGCCUCCAAUAUUCGAAGGCUCGUCGAAACUUGGACGGAUAAGAGUUUUCUCAGAUAUGCGUCUUACGAACAACAUGCGCAUGUGACAUACUUAAUUCUACUGUCUCUCAGUUAUCUCACCCCAGAAGAUGCCAGUGGGGCAGAUUUGCUCGGCAUUUUUCUAACUGGGAUGACAGCAUAUUUAGAUAACAGCGAUCCUCACAUCCGUAAACGAGGAAUGGUCACUGCAGAGUGCUUAUCAAAGAUUCUCAACUCGAGCGCGUUGGACUUUGGCCUAGAAGCUGACGAAGAGGUGACAUUUUUGAGAAGCCUGGCGGAUCCAACUACACGCGAUGGACCCAUGGGAGGGAUGAGUACGUCAAGCGCUGAGGUGUUCGACGUCGAUUUGGAGCUGCCAGAAAAAAUCAGCGAUGCAGAUCAUGAUGAAGACGAUCCGGAUGAAGUUGUCUUGCCUUCUCACAAUCAGGAAGGCGAUGAGUCCUCUCCCGAUUCCGACGACGAUUUGCCCGCAUACGAUCUGCGAGAACCAGAUGUGAGGGAUGCGGAUGCCAAGAUAUUGAAGCCGCCCAUGUACAUUCGGGAGUGCCUCGACGGGCUAAGGGCCGAAGAUGAUCCCGAACAGCUGAAUAUCUGUUUGGCACGGGCGAGCGAACUUAUUGAGCGCGCUCCCCAGGAUGACCUUGAUCAUAUCGCAUAUGACCUUGGGUCAAGGCUCAUCCAUCUGCAUAAUAACUUUGAUCUAACUGAUUUCGACAAGAACCGGAUGCGUGCGCUUGUGUCCUUGUUGGUUCGAAUGCCUCACAAAAUCUCUAGGUACUUGAUUGACCAGGUGUACGAGCGCCAGAUCAGCAUCCAGCAGCGACUGGACAUCCUAACCUGUUUAGCGUUGGGCGCAACAACAUUGAGCGGGUUGCAGAGUAUCGGGGCUGGCGAGAAAUCGGCUCAAGCGCCUUCCCAGGACAUGCAGGUUUCAGCCUCUCGGGGCAGGCCAAGACCCAAACCCGUCAGUCGCUCGAACAUGUUUGGACCGGUCGCGACAUCCUUCUUGUUUCCAUUGUUGACCAAAGUACACGAGAUGAUUGAGCGACCGAAUGCUAGUGGCGGGCCCUUUGGAACCCUUCUGUUGACUAAAAUCAUCAUCACCGCUGGCGUCUUCGUCUAUUGUGCUCAAAACACGGUAGACAACCGCCGACUGACACGAGACUACUUUAAUUGCCUAUGGGCUCUCCGAUACCUUCCCCUCAACGAUACCACAGGGCUCUUGAAUGCGAUCUUGGUUGGGUUCAAUGUUAUCCUGGAGGCGCUGCCUCAGUCAAUCCUUUUGGACGAAUUUGGAGGGCCUACUAAUGAACUAGGGCAGCUUAGAGAGUGGGUUUCAGAUGUGCUUGUGACGGAUUCAAGGAGGGAGAAUUUACAAUUGGCAGCCUCGAUUUUGUCCUCUAGUCGGAAUUUAUUCGAUAGCCAGCGGGAGCUGUUUUGGGGUGAUGCGCUAUAAAAUAGACGCGAACUGGGUGCGUUGUGUGUAUGUACCUAUCAUUGAAGGAAACUUGUUUGCAUGGCACUAUGGUAGAUAAAGAAUAAAGUUGCUGUUACCCA
Spizellomyces punctatus DAOM BR117 is the source of this 2852-nucleotide messenger RNA. RefSeq lists its product as uncharacterized. Gene Ontology annotation, molecular function: telomeric repeat DNA binding; Hsp90 protein binding. Gene Ontology annotation, biological process: telomere maintenance via telomerase; protein stabilization. The coding region runs from base 73 to 2751 and encodes 892 amino acids. NCBI's taxonomy places the organism in Eukaryota, Fungi, Chytridiomycota, Chytridiomycetes, Spizellomycetales, Spizellomycetaceae. Gene Ontology annotation, cellular component: cytosol. The transcript is spliced from 17 exons. The record is from RefSeq and is a predicted model, not a curated record.